This is a messenger RNA of Oenanthe melanoleuca, 574 nucleotides long. RefSeq names its product ribosomal protein L22 like 1 (gene RPL22L1). Lineage: Eukaryota; Metazoa; Chordata; Aves; Passeriformes; Muscicapidae. Gene Ontology annotation, cellular component: ribosome. The coding region runs from base 101 to 469 and encodes 122 amino acids. Gene Ontology annotation, molecular function: RNA binding; structural constituent of ribosome. The transcript has 4 exons. Gene Ontology annotation, biological process: cytoplasmic translation. The record is from RefSeq and is a predicted model, not a curated record.
GCGCGCUGACGUCACCACCGCGGCUAUAAAAGCGCGGCGUGGCCUGCCGCACUUCCUUUCUGCUAGAGCAGCGCUGCGGGAGCGGCGCGGCGGGUGCGCCAUGGCGCCGCAAAAGGACCGAAAAUCCAAAAAGUCUACCUGGAAGUUUUGCCUUGACCUGACCCAUCCUGUGGAAGAUGGAAUCUUUGAUUCCGGGAAUUUUGAACAAUUCCUGAAGGAGAAGGUUAAGGUCAAUGGGAAAACUGGGAACUUGGGCAACACCGUUCACAUUGAACGUCUGAAGAACAAGAUCACAGUGACAUCUGAGAAACAGUUUUCUAAAAGGUACCUGAAAUACCUCACCAAGAAGUACCUCAAGAAGAACAACCUGCGGGACUGGCUGCGCGUGGUCGCGUCCGACAAGGAGACGUACGAGCUGCGCUACUUCCAGAUCAGCCAGGACGAGGAGGGCUCCGAGUCUGAGGAGUAACUGAGCCUUUAUGCUCAGUGCAGAGUACAAAAGACUAGAACAUCUAUUUAUAAGAACACUUUUAAGUUAUUGGGGAAUAAAGAUUUUGUACCCUGUUGGACAGAG